Messenger RNA from Drosophila bipectinata, 2906 nucleotides. RefSeq names its product Nuclear cap-binding protein subunit 1 (gene Cbp80). The record is from RefSeq and is a predicted model, not a curated record. Gene Ontology annotation, molecular function: protein binding; mRNA binding; RNA cap binding. Gene Ontology annotation, cellular component: nuclear cap binding complex; nucleus. Gene Ontology annotation, biological process: mRNA export from nucleus; nuclear-transcribed mRNA catabolic process, nonsense-mediated decay. NCBI's taxonomy places the organism in Eukaryota, Metazoa, Arthropoda, Insecta, Diptera, Drosophilidae.
GCACGACGCAUCUCUAGAAAAAGAAAAGAAGCGCCGCAACGCUGCAAAAUUGUCGCUAAGGAAAUUAAAGAGUUGGCACUUUGUUUAAGCAUCCGUUUUAGCCAACGACGCGUAUCUGGCGACUUGCAGCCGGCACGGGCACCCAAACGAAUCCAUUCGACUAGCCACACACGCCCAGGCGAGGCCGCACGUCAAGCAAACAGCGUGCGCCGGUGAUUGGAGGACGGACAGCGAGUGUUGAGCUUUUGGAAGUGAAAUUGGAAGACAAGAACCAUUGAGAUGAGUCGCAGGAGGGCGCACGAUACGGAGGACGAGGGCUAUGAUCACCGGCGUAACAAGCGGCGUCGUGUGUCCGAAAAUCAGGAGAUCGAGGACCGUUUGGAGUCGCUUAUACUGCGCGUCGGUGAGCGUAGCACAUCCUCGGUGGAGUCCAAUCUGGAGGGAUUGGUCUCCGUGCUGGAGGCCGAUCUGGGCACCUUCCGCCUGAAGAUCUUGCGCAUUCUGUCCGACUGCGCCGUGCGUAUGCCCGAAAAGUGCACCGUUUACACCACCCUGGUGGGUCUGCUGAACGCAAAGAACUACAAGUUCGGCGGCGAGUUCGUGGACCACAUGGUGAAGACGUUCAAGGAGUCACUGAAGCUUUGCCGCUGGGAUGCGGCUCGCUACUCGCUUAGAUUUCUCGCCGAUCUGGUCAACUGCCAUGUGAUCUCGGCCACCAGCUUGCUCCAGCUGCUGGACACUAUGAUCGAUGUCUCCAACGAGGACACGGUGCCGCAGGUGCGUCGCGACUGGUUUGUGUUCGCCGUCCUGUCCACGUUGCCGUGGGUGGGACGGGAUCUCUACGAGAAGAAGGAGUCGGCCCUGGAGUCGCUGCUGCUGCGCAUCGAGGUGUAUUUGAAUAAGCGCAGCAAGAAGCACCACAAUGCGCUGCGGGUGUGGUCGUCGGAUGCACCGCAUCCGCAGGAGGAGUAUCUGGACUGUUUGUGGGCGCAGAUCCGCAAGCUGCGCCAGGACAACUGGGCCGAGAAGCACAUCCCGCGUCCCUACCUGGUCUUCGAUUCGAUCCUGUGCGAGGCACUGCAGCACAAUCUGCCGCAAAUAGUGCCGCCAUCGCAUCACGAUGCCUUCGAGUACCCCAUGCCCUGGGUGGUAUAUCGCAUGUUCGACUACACUGACUGCCCGGAUGGGCCGAAUCUCCCCGGUGCCCAUUCGAUCGAGCGCUUCCUGAUCGAGGAGCACCUGCAUCACAUCAUCGAGACGUACCACCACGAGCGCAAGGACUGUGCCGCCCAGCUGCUCAGCUUCCCCUUCAAGCACAAGAUCCCCCUCGAGUACUGCAUUGUGGAGGUGAUAUUCGCCGAGCUCUUCCACAUGCCCACACCCCGCUACCUGGACAUCUGCUAUGGCUCCAUCCUGAUCGAGCUGUGCAAGCUGCAGCCGGCCACACUGCCCCAGGUGCUGGCCCAGGCCACCGAGAUCCUGUUCAUGCGCAUCGACUCCAUGAACACCUCAUGUUUCGAUCGCUUCGUCAACUGGUUCUCCUACCAUCUGAGCAACUUCAAGUUCACCUGGUCGUGGGACGAGUGGGACAGCUGCCUGCUGUUGGACGCCGAGCAUCCGCGUCCCAAGUUCAUCCAGGAGGUUCUCCAGAAGUGCCUGCGCCUUUCGUAUCAUCAGCGCAUUACGGAGAUGAUGCCCACCACAUACCUCAAGCUGAUUCCCCCGACGCCCUCGCCCAACUACAAGUACGCCAACGAGGAGGCAGCCAACCUGCCCGGAACCACGGUGGCCCAUCAACUGGUGGUGGCCAUCCGGCAGAAGUGCCUGCCCGAGGAGGUGGUCAACAUCCUGAAGGAGAUACCCAGCAGCGGGUACAGCGGCGAGGAGAUGUCCGACGGCAGCUUCAAUGCCUUAAAGAUCGACGUCUUUGUCCAGACGCUGCUCAACCUGGGCUCCAAGUCCUUCUCGCACAGCUUUGCCGCCAUCUCCAAGUUCCAUUCUGUGUUCAGGGCCCUGGCCGAGACGGAGGAGGCCCAGAUCUGCAUACUCCACAACAUCUUCGAGCUGUGGUCCACCCACCAGCAGAUGAUGGUCGUCCUGAUCGACAAGCUGCUCAAGCUGCAGAUAGUCGACUGCUCGGCGGUGGCCACGUGGAUCUUCUCCAAGGAGAUGACCGGCGAGUUCACCAAGAUGUACCUCUGGGAGAUCCUCCACCUGACCAUCAAGAAGAUGAACAAGCAUGUGAUUAAGCUUAAUACUGAGCUGAGCGAGGCCAAGGACAAGCUCUCGAAGGCCGACUCCUCGUCCAGCGACUCGGACGAUGAUACUCCCCACAAGCGGAAGAAGCCCAUCACCCAUGCCGACAAGCCCUCCGAGGAGGUCGUGGAGCGCAUGGAGGAGAAGCUGGAGGCCGCCAAUGUCAACCAGAAGCGCCUGUUCCUGAUCGUCUUCCAGCGCUUCAUUAUGAUCCUAUCCGAGCACCUGCUCCGCUCCGACACCGACGGUCGUGAUCCGGACACGGACUGGUAUCGCUGGACAAUCGGACGCCUGCAGCAAGUCUUUCUGAUGCACCACGAGCAGGUCCAGAAGUAUAGCAGCACCCUGGAGACGCUGCUCUUCACCUCCGACCUGGACACCCACAUACUGGAGGUGUUCCAACAGUUUGUGGCCCUGCGUGCCUAAAGAUACCAUUGGAAUUCAAAAUUAGUCCUUAAUCCUCACCAGAAACCACUACAAACACUAACUAAACAGCUAACUUUUCAUUUCUUUUUUUUAAAACUAAAGUUAUCUUUUUUUUUAAUUUAAAACAUUAUGACACACAACCAGAAACCGCAGAGGAAACUUGUAAAAGGGAAGAUUUUUUAUAAAUAAUUUAUAAAGUUCGCAGAGAACCCACAAAAGUACAA